UCCAGGGAAGCUGCUGGGAGAAGUCCUUUAGCGGUUGACUCGAGCCAUGGUUUUAAGGAAAAGCGCUCCCUUCCAACACGCCAGCUUUUGGUUGGCUACUGGGGACAAAAUGCUAUUGGAACAAGAGUCAGCCGACAAUACUGGGAGAAGAACCUGCGCUACUUCUGCAAUAAUCACAAGUUUGAUGUCUACUUGGUGGCAUUUGUGCACCGGCUUUUCAGGAAUAACAGGAACAGAGACCGAAUUCCUGGAAUGAAUUUUGCCCAUCACUGCAGCUACGCACCGGACACCCAGAACCCUGAUGCUUUUGAGUGCGCUACUAUCGGCGGUGGGAUUAGAGAUUGUCAGAAGCUUGGUAAGAAAAUGUUGAUAUCUCUUGGCGGGGAUACCUGUGAUGGCAGCCUUGGGAGUGCGGAAAACGCAAAGAAACUUGCAUACUACAUAUGGAAUAUGUUCCUUGGAGGAAAGGACAUGCAGGAUAAAAGGCCAUUUUUGUGGACAGUAAUGGACGGUGUCGAUCUGGAUAUCGAGAUAGGAAGUCAUAAAUACUACCCAGACUUUGUUCGUGAGAUGAGGCGGCUUAUGAAUACAGACAAAAGUAAACAGUACCUGAUCACAGCUGCUCCCCAGUGUCCCUUUCCUGAUAAAUGGAUGGGACCUCAGAUACAAGGCUCUGCACUAGAGGAAUAUGGCAACGAAUUUGACUACUUGUUUAUUCAGUUCUACAACAACUACUGCUAUCCUGGAGAUCAAUAUUUUCUCCCUGUGAUGGACACUUGGUUAAAGUGGGCACGGGGUAUUCCCAAUGGCCCUCUUGUUGUCCUUGGUCUGCCAGCAGGACCCGAGGCUGCUGGGAAGCCGCAUUACUAUUUCCCGCCAGAUAAACUGGCUGCCGUCUACAAGGUAUUAUUCAUUGAUUAAAAUCAAAUCUCCUAUGGUUACCUGUGAAACCGUCAUUUGCAUUGUUGAGGAAAGCCCAUAGGGUAAGUAACAAUGGACCUCAUAUGUUGGCAAAAUGAGAAA
Messenger RNA from Orbicella faveolata, 1023 nucleotides. RefSeq lists its product as uncharacterized. Lineage: Eukaryota; Metazoa; Cnidaria; Anthozoa; Scleractinia; Merulinidae. Gene Ontology annotation, cellular component: extracellular region. Gene Ontology annotation, biological process: carbohydrate metabolic process. Gene Ontology annotation, molecular function: chitin binding; chitinase activity. The record is from RefSeq and is a predicted model, not a curated record.